Messenger RNA from Paramecium sonneborni, 969 nucleotides. The record is from the annotation of a GenBank genome assembly. Lineage: Eukaryota; Ciliophora; Oligohymenophorea; Peniculida; Parameciidae.
AUUUUUAAAAUGAGUUAAAUUGAGAUGCAAUAGUUUGAUUAAGAUAGAGUCCCUGAUGAUGAGAGGGAAGAUGAUUUUAAAAAUUUGAUUGCUAUAUUGGCAGGAAAGAUUUAAUUAAAAACAGUGGAACCAGGGAUUUUGGGAAGAUUGGAUCAUUUGGAAAAUUAUUAUGAUCUUUUACCAUUCAAUAUCAGAGGAUUUAGAUUGAUUAAUAGAGCUAGUUUAUUAGAUGGAGAUUUUGCAAAGAGAUAUAUAAUCAAAUAAAUAAUUGAUUUGAAUUUAGAUCUUGAAAGUUUUUUUUAAUAAAUUACAUAGAUGAUUUUAGAAAGCAUUAUUUGAUAGAAACAGCUGUAAAAAUGGCAGAAGGAGCACCAACUUGGUCAUUUUUUGUUAGCUUAAUUUUGCUAACAUUAUUUUUAUUAUAGGUUUGUUUGGAUUCUAUGUUAUAUAACCUAUUAAUAUUGAAACAUGAUACUGUGUAGAAUGAAUAUGACAAUACAACAGGACCAACAGCUAAUGAUGAGUAUGAAACAUCUAAUUUACUUAAGAUAAACUUUACAUAAUUUGAAAGAAGAACUAAUUGCCAUAUGGUUUUUAUAUAUAUUGCUUCCAUUUAGAUUAGGAUUAUGGACUAUAGAUUUAAUCAUACGUUACAUAGGUCUAAGAUAUUUUAGAAAGGAAUACACAACAUUUGCUAUGUUUUUUGAUUUUCUUUUAGGAUUAGUGACGAUAAUCAUUGUUGGUUUUUCAACUAGAUUAGAUUAUAGUUUGAGAUCUGAUACUGCUCAAACUCAAGUAGAAUUAGUAUUUUGAUAAAUUAUUUGCAAGAUCAUUAGAAAUCUUAUUAUCUUUUUGACUUUUUUAGCAGGAAUGAUUUAGUCAAAGAAGGCUAUGGAUUUAACAAAGAGAUUAUGUUUACUAUUUAAUUAGAGGAAGGUUUCUUGUUGUAAUUUUAUUAGUUUUUGAAUU